UCUCACAAAGGCAACCUGGACCAGGCCGAACCCGAGGACCAUACGGCCGACGUUGGAACCAGGCCAAUCCCAGGGAAACCGACCAAGCCGGAGCAGGUUCCCGACGAGGAAGAUCCAAAAGAGUCCUAA
Molecule: messenger RNA, 129 nt
Organism: Colletotrichum tamarilloi
Lineage: Eukaryota; Fungi; Ascomycota; Sordariomycetes; Glomerellales; Glomerellaceae
Exons: 1
Source: RefSeq, a predicted model, not a curated record